Molecule: messenger RNA, 2626 nt
Organism: Cuscuta campestris
Lineage: Eukaryota; Viridiplantae; Streptophyta; Magnoliopsida; Solanales; Convolvulaceae
Source: the annotation of a GenBank genome assembly
AUUCUGUGGCAGCAUUUGUGGCCAUUCCUGAAUGUUUUUUUGUAUUUGUUUGAGCAACCUAAAUACUUCGUAUUUAUGAAAUUACUAGCUUCUGUACUGACUUAAUUCUGGUUUUAAGGUGGCGUAAUACUGGCCAAGUACUUUGUGUUUGGUUUUCAACAUCUGGUUUUGAGGUGGAUGUUUUUUAUUUUGGUUUUGGAAGCUAGGUUUUAGAGGGGAUUGCUUAUUUUUGCUUCUAGGUUAUUUAGGCAGCUAGGUUAUCAACAUUUGUUUAUCUUGGAGAUGCUUAUAGUCCUGGAGAUGCUUAUUUUGGCAGCUAGGUUUUGGUGUUUGGUUUUCAACAUCUGCUUAUUUUGGCAGCUAGGUUUUCAACAUAUUGUGUUUGUUUUGAGCAGCUUGCUUUUGGGGGGAUGCUCUUUGGUUUUCGGGUACUGGUUUUAGGCUUUCAAUUUUAGGCUUUUGGGUUUUAGAAGCUGGCUUUUGGGUGGGCUGGUUUAUGGUUUUAGUUCGAAAAAUUAAACGAAGAGCUGGUUUUUAGGCUUGGUGUGCUUGUGUAUAUGUUUUGGGACUUCUGUCACUUAUUCUAACUGCGAUCAGUUGGAGAUGUUAUAGGAGGGGUACAAAUGGGAAUUCUGCCACUUAUAAGCACUGCCGUCCCUCCCGCUGGAAAUCUAUGGUGGACCGGCGUGUUCCCUCUAGAUAGCGUGAAAUCUGCGUAUUUGAUGAAUCAAUGAAGGCAUCAUAAUACACAUUGUAAUUACUAAUGCUCUAUUGCUCUGUUUGGAUUGAUUGGGAUUAACCAACCUCAAAAUGGUAAUUUAUCAAAUUAGGCAUUUACCCCCAAUAAGCCGGAUUGCGAUCUUCCCAAUUCUCCCUAGCACAAAAAACCCAUAAUGAUCAUUUUGUUUUUGAGUAAUUUAACUCAAUUAUAACUGAAGAAAUUAAGAAACUUAAGUUACAAAUAGAAUCAGGUUCCACAACUAUAUCAUCUUUGCUUUGCAUUAAGUUUUCCAUAUGCAGUGACCUUGCAGAUAAACAUCAUUAUGGUGUUGUGGAACAAUUCAUUGGCCAUGGUGUGGGACGGUUUUUUCAUAGUGAUCCAGUUAUUCUACAUUACUGUAACUUUUCUACUCCCUCCGCCCCGCUGGGAAAUUCCAUCUUUGUCUUUUCUAUUCUGUUUUGAAGAUUCUUGUAGGUUGGUACUAUGCAGGUGGGCAUUGAUGUUAGUUGGGCUUCAUAAUUCAAAUCAGGUGAUGAAUUCUGAUGAUCAAGGUGCCAUUUUACUAUCACAUGAAGCGUAUCCAUGUAUGAAUAAUUGGUGAUUUCUUUGACUUAUGCUUCUUGUCACUAGUGAAGUGGAUGCUUCCUAUCUUUUCUACACUGUUCCUAGUUGCUAAGAAAUUUUUUUAUACAACAAACUUUGUUGGUAAAACAGUUUAUUGCUUAUGCCUUUCUCAUGAAUUAAUAGGUGAUUACUUUGUUGAAAAUGCUUUAUAAUGCUCUAAAAAGGUGCCCAACCAAAUUGACAAGUUUAUAAUCAACCUUUUUAUACUCAGUUAAAAAUUCUAUUUCAAUGAUAACAUAUAGAGACUGGUAAUUGAACUCUCGUAUUCUUUGUUAUUACUUAAUUGAAUACUAUGUAGAUGAAAUACUUUUUUUGUAGAUGCUUCACAUUGUCCCAUAGUACAAAGAGCGUGCCCUUCAUCAAAUGUCUUUAGGUUCUAAGGUUCUAUAAUGCUUAUAAUUCUCACAAGGAUUAUCAACUAUAACAUGUCUAAACUUCAGGUAUGAUAUAAAGAAGCCAUUUUAUUAUUUCAUUGGUACUGUUUCUGCAAAAAAGGUCUUAUAUCAUGGUAACUGAUACAUACUAAAUUCCUGUUAUACGUGUUGUAUGUAUGACUAGUCUGGCCUUCCACUGAUAUAGAUUAUUUCCACUAUUGCAGGGUAGAGGCAGAAUUAUUACGGAAUUUAUUAGCAAAGUAUUGUCCCCUUCUGCCUCCCCCUCGAUCUACCAUUGCUGCAGCAUUUAGUCCAGACGGGAAAACCCUUGCAUCAACUUAUUUCAGGCCAUACUGCUAAAGGAAAAGCCAACAGAUUAUGAUAAAAGCGGCAGUUUUGGCUCAAUGAAUGGAAUGGAGGUCAGGUUUGGAGUUGGUCAGAGAUGGGUGGUUCGUGAUAAGAGCUAGCCUCAAAACGGACACAGAAGCUAUAAGGAUGCUUGGCCUCCAUGGUAAGAGGGAGAAAUUUGCAUUGAAGUUUUGUAAUGAAGUGUGCUAUUUCUUUAAGUCUUGCAAUGAAAUCUGCAAAAGAAUCAUAUGACUACUUUAAGGAUACAUGCAGCAUCCACAGCCGCAGCAGCAACCCAUUCUGUUCUCUCCCACCAGAGAAUGUUGCUCUUCAAACUGGAGAUCAUAAAAAGUCCUGAUGAAUAAUACUCAUUGCAGGCAGUGGUUGGUGCAGCAUGCCCUGGAACUUAGCAUUUGGAGUGAAUUUUUUAAUUUCAUAUAUGCUGUUGGACUAGGUUGAGAUCCUGAGCUUAUAUAUAUAGGUGUCAGUAGAGUUAUGAUGUUUUAGUCUUUUUGUACCAACAUAUUUGGAGUAUAUAUAUUAAAGCAUAAUUAUUAUU